UUAGAUCAGAAUACUCAGUUCCGUGAUACAACCUCAACCCUCUAGACAUCUAAACAUGAAGAGGUUUAUCUCCGCCGCAGUACUCUCCGCCCUAGCCGGCUCCGCCGCCGCAGCUUCAGAGGGCAUGAAUCCUGCUUUAGAACAGACACUUGAAUUUGUUGCCAGGGCGUCAUCAACCUCCGAGGUUCUUACCCUUAACCUCACCAACCUCCUAAUCCUUCUCGUCCUCAAGGCCAUCAUCUUCGGAUUCGGUCUUUUCACCGUCGGUGGAGCUGGAAGAUCAGUCGAUUCUACAUCUAGAGCCAUAACUGAAACUGAUAUCUCCGGUGGAAUGUGCUUCCUGAUGUACACCAGCGGAGCUGAAGAUAAGCUUGAUUGUGUAAAGAGGGCUGCCUGCGAAGAUCCCUACCUAGCCGCCGACUACUACACCGCCUCCAAGAUGUGGUACAACAUGCACAAGCUCAUGAAAUCCGUCGUCCCCUUCCACGAGAAGUACCAGACCAUCAUGUUCGCUGUCCAGGAAGCAUCUGACUUUGGUAAAACCGGUUCCGAUUGCUCUGUUUACGAAUGGUAAACAAACAAACUGAACUAAAAUCAAAACAAAAACCAGUUAGAAAUCUACGAACUCUGAGUUAUACCAUCUUUAAAUGAGACUCAUCCAAUAUGGCGGAUUCAAAAUUGCGGAUGAAACAAAAUCAGCUGUGAGCCAGAAAACCAUCCUCCCGGCAAGGCGCUUACAGUAAAAAGUACCUGUACCGUAUCGUACACGACUGUAUGUACGGUAAAGUGGUAUGAACUGUACUGUACAGUACAGAGCCGGGGCCCUAUGUAUCUACUAUGUAAGAACCUCCCUUAUCUACCUAUCAGCAUUCAUCUCCUUGUUAAGUAAACAAAUAUGUAAACAAAUAUGUAAACAAAUGUUUCGUGGUCAUGAUAUUAGUUGUUAUUAAGCUUGUACAUAUAGUCAGCACGUACGGAUGUACCAUCAUGUACAAAUGUACAAUGUGUGCAAGCAAUUCUUAGAUUUAUAUAAUAAAACACUGACGGACUGUUAUAA
This is a messenger RNA of Eurytemora carolleeae, 1057 nucleotides long. RefSeq lists its product as uncharacterized. Bases 56 to 574 code for a protein of 172 amino acids. NCBI's taxonomy places the organism in Eukaryota, Metazoa, Arthropoda, Copepoda, Calanoida, Temoridae. The record is from RefSeq and is a predicted model, not a curated record. The transcript is spliced from 2 exons.